AUGUCAACAAUGGACUUGAGGCAAGCGUUAGCUGGGCUUCUCACGCUCUCAAUGUUCAUAAUGUUGGGGAACAUGGUCAAGAAGGACCAUUUUGAUUCAAUUUAUGAUGUUGAGAUUGAAGCUAUACCAGCUUCCCAGCAUGCCUCCGUAGCAGUCACUGAACAAAGCCUUGCCACAGUUUCACAUCUGAGCAAAAGGGGUUGGAAGGAAAAUGGUGAAGCACGAAAACAAUGUUGGACUUACCUUUCACUUAAACCGGCACAGCAAACUAAAGGUUUCAUCACAUUUACCUUAACAAAUGGUCCUGAGUAUCAUAUUUCACAGAUAGCUGAUGCAGUGGUGGUAGCCAGAUACCUGGGAGCAACUCUCGUGCUUCCUGACAUCAAGAGUACCAAAUCAGGAUAUAGCAUGAGCCUUGGAGAUAUUUAUGAUGUUCAGAAUUUUAUGUUUAGGCUUGAUGGGUUAGUGAGAGUAACAAGGACACUACCUGCCCAAGUAUCCAAUGGGAACCCACCAACAGUGAAGAUACCUCACAGGGUUUCAGAAGACUAUAUUGUGAAUAAAGUAAAGCCCAUAUACAAAGCAAAGGGUAUUGUAAAGAUUGCAUCAUACUUUCCCUCAGUUAAUUCAACAAUGGCAGGAAAUAGGAAGAGCCUGGACUCAUUUGCAUGCCAAGGAAUGUUUGGAACUCUUCAGUUGCAAUCAGAAAUACAAGAAGUUGUUGACUCUAUGGUCCACAAGCUACAAACUUGGAGUCAUAACUCAAAUGGUCAGUUCAUUGCUGUGGAUAUGAGAACUGAGAUGUUGGAAAGGGGGUGUCAUAGAAAACAUGACACAGGAAGAAAAGUCUGUUAUCAGGCACAAGAGAUAGGUGAAUUUCUCAAAAAGAUUGGAUUCAAUCAAGAGACUACUGUUAUUUAUGUGACUGAGACCAAAUGGAAUCCUGAUCUUGAUGCCCUCAAACAUAUCUUCCCAAGAACCUAUACUAAGGAAAGUGUAAUGGCAGAGGACAAGAAGGGAAAGUUUCUCAGCUCAAAAAAUUCUGAAUUUGAGAAGGUCAUUGAUUUCUAUAUCUGUUCUCAGGGUGAUGUCUUUGUACCCUCAAUUCCUGGCCUCUUCUACACUAAUGUUGCUGGGAUGAGAAUUGCAUUAGGGAAAAACCAGAUACUUGUUCCAAGUCAAAUAACAAGCCCAUCAGCUUCAGCCUCUGACUACAUAUCUCCCUAUUUGUCCCAGAAGAACCAUUUUGCUUAUACAUGCUUUUGCUAA
Abrus precatorius (Indian licorice) is the source of this 1269-nucleotide messenger RNA. Its product is annotated as protein MANNAN SYNTHESIS-RELATED-like. Bases 1 to 1269 code for a protein of 422 amino acids. The record is from RefSeq and is a predicted model, not a curated record. NCBI's taxonomy places the organism in Eukaryota, Viridiplantae, Streptophyta, Magnoliopsida, Fabales, Fabaceae. The transcript is spliced from 6 exons.